Molecule: messenger RNA, 1741 nt
Organism: Caenorhabditis auriculariae
Lineage: Eukaryota; Metazoa; Nematoda; Chromadorea; Rhabditida; Rhabditidae
Source: the annotation of a GenBank genome assembly
AUGAGGUGGAAAUUUCGAAGAUUCAAAUUCUUAUGAGUUAUGCUUCAGAAUAUUACAUCUUGACGGCUUCAACAAAGAAGAUUCAUUAGAAUACCGUUCAAUAAUCCAUUCCAACUGCAUGCAUGCCAUGACGCAAAUGUUAGAAGCUUGCUCAGCUUUCGCUAUCCUGCACGAAAUGUGGGUCCAAGUAAGUAGAAUUUUUUUUUCACCGCAGAAAGAAAACUAUUCAGAAUUAUUAGAAGGUAAACGACUUUUUAAGUCGUGAGCGAAUAAAUAUGAAUCAGACUUUUUUGAAGUUUUGAAUGAGGUCCCUUGAUUAUAGGAAGAUAUAAAUCGCUUCGAGGACUUCAAAAGGAAGCUUAGAGAUCCGGAAGAACUGGUGAUCCCAGUGGUUAUCGGCCGCUGCAUGGACCGUAUCUGGACCAGCAAUUCUUUGCAAGCCUGUUAUCAUCGUCGUUUCAGCUUUCAACUACUUGAUAGCGCAAAGUAGUGAGUCAGGAAAAACCUGUAGCUUUUCGUGUGCAACUUCGAAAAGCAUGACUUUCAAACAUUCAACCAGAAACCUUCCUUUUUCAAGCGCAAUUGCAAUAAAUUUCCGACAUUUUGGAAUCAGAAAUCAACCUCGUCCAAGAAUUCGAAGAAUUCGUCAUUUUAUUCUUUAUUGCAGUUUCCUGGACAACAUCGUUCGCCUGACAGAAGACAACUACGUACCCACAACUCAGGACAUCAUUCAAAGCCGUUUUCGCACAACAGGAAUCAGCGAAAUCUCAUUUACUCACAGGAAAAUGGACUUCAAGUUAAUGACUUGUUGUAACGAAUGUUGAAUGUUUGUUUCAGAAUGGUCGACGUGGGAGGCCAGAGAUCAGAAAGGAGAAAGGUUGCUAGACAGUGACAUCAUAAAUAAAUGAAUUUUUAGUGGAUACAUUGCUUCGACAAUGUCGACAUGGUUCUUUUUGUCGUUUCCAUGGCAGACUACGAUCAGUUGGACCCUGAAGACAGUAGAUUCGUGAGUCAGACUCAAUAAAAGUUACAAAUUUUUGAGGGGAAAAUUUACAAGGUGAAGGUUUAGAUCUAUUUUAAGAUCCCCUUAUUUCACAAAAAAAAAUCGGAGGACCCUAAAAAAUCUCACAAAGUUUAAGAACUGCGAAACUUUGAAGAAAUGUUAUUCAUGAUUCUAAAUCAGAGAUCUAAAGAGCAUAUAUUUCUGCAAAAACCCAACAAUUUUUGAACCAGCCAAUGAUUUCCGAAUGGAAAAAAUCUCGCUUUUUCGAAUCAUAAAGCAACAGAAUUGAUACAGGAUGUCUAGCAAAUUUCUUCAGAAUCGGAUGAAACAAAGCUACGAGAUUUUCAAAACAAUAGUUCAAAGCGAUUUGUUUCGUCACGCUUCAAUUGUCCUUUUUCUCAACAAAUUCGACAUUUUCUGCGACAAACUCCAGAAUUCUCCCCUGAAGAGAUGCUUCAGUAGUUACACUGGUAUAGUCUGAAAUGACAACUUUAUCCAUUUUCUCACGCAGGCGAUAACUCUCCGGAAGAUGCCAAAAACUACGUUCAAAAACAAUUCAAGCGCUGCAUCCAAGAACGUCACAAGUUUUUCAACUUUGUAACCACCGCAACGGAUACGAAAAACAUUGACUUGGUGAUUUAGUUGAUUUAUAACAUUCUAAAUUUUUUUUAGGUGUUCUGCUCGGCAGUCGCUCACAUUGUCAACGAGAAUUUGCGCUCUACCGGUCUCCAGGAAUAA